GUUCUUUCCCAUCCAAGAUGGCGUACUAGAAGUCUUUUUUUCUGUUUCACGGGAAAAAAAAAUUACGGCAAUUUCGCGAUUGAGACCUGUACUUAAGUGCUAACCUGUACAUUUCUUGCAACCGAAUAAUCUGUUGAGAAAUAGGACCAAAGACUCACGACAUCUUGGAUGGUGUUAAUCAAAACGAAAGAAGAAAGGAGAGCAGUUCACGCAAAGAGGGUAUGGCACAUGGACAAUACGACACCAAUGACUUCCUGUAUGAUGCAGUACUUUUCUAUGAGAAGGACGAUCCAGACAAACCUAGGAUUGAAGAGAUCAGAACAAUACUGGAAAGCGACAGUUGGGGAGUCAACAUCUUCGAUCCUCAUCGUAGCGAGGAUGGCAACAAGAUGGACACAUUCCAACAGUCGUUCAAAAACAGUCGCCACGCCAUCGUGUUUCUCACCAAGACGGUUCUACGCUACAUGGAAGAGAAGAAAAAUGCAGAAGCAACGUUUCGGAUGUCAACCUUCCUGUGUAGCUUGUUGUCAAGUCAUGAUAAGAAAAUCGCUCGACGGCUGAUUCCGAUUAAGUUGACCAAUGACAGAACUACUCCAUUUCUGCUGUGUGACCUGAGUGUGUUGGAGCCAGAACAAGCGGGGUUUAGGAGAAAACUUUUCAGGUGUCUCAGUGUGCCACCAGGACCAAACACCCCUUCACAGGUGCAGGCAAAACAGAAGGUACAGGAGGCCCAGAAGACUGUGGUACUGACAGAUGCUGUGGUACAGAGGCUAGCGGUACAGCUACAUGUCCCACCUGAAGUCAUGGCUGACAUACAGCAGGAGUAUGGAGGGUGCAAGGCAAGGGCUAUGGAGGUGGUAGACUGUUGGAGAACUCGCUAUGGUGAGGAGGCCACCAUGGACAGGCUGACUGAGGCUCUGCGGAGUAUGGCAGGGAGGAGCACAGCAGGGGUGCCUCAACAGGAGGAACCACUUCGGCAUAGUCCAGUUGGGCUACAGCCUCCUGUGGAUCUGCCCUCCAAUGUACCAGUCCAGACAGUGGCAUCAUUAGAAGCACACAUGGGAAUUUUGUCCCUAAAUACAGACCAGUCCCAGAGGAAGGCAACAGGCAAAGAGGACAAGAAGAAGGCCACCAGUUCUCAAAGGCAGAAAGAACCAGCACAGUGAAACACAACACAACGCACCUCUGCAUUACUCUGCAAUAAUGUUUGUUACACUGUUACAGUCCCAUUUCUGGUGCCCAUAGGGGGUGUAUCCCUGGCCAUGUCCUAAAGCCACAAUUUUGUAGACUGCAGAAUAUUUUUACAGAUAGUUUAUGGUGUCUAUUUGUCACCAGGGCCCAGGCUGAUUUUAAGUUUAGAUAAUUCAGGCUCUGGCCGUGCCCCAAAAUAGCCUAGUAUCCGCAAAUGGGACUGUAGAGAAGUGUGUAAAAUGAACAGUUUAAUAAUAUUACAUGAUUCAUCAUCAUGAUGAAAGCUGCUUGAUUAUAUAAGAUAUGUUGAAGAUGUUAGAGGGAAAACAUUUGACAAUCAAUUAUCAGUAAUACUGUACAGAAAAUUGAUUAGUAAUUGUUUAUACAAAGAUUGUAAGUCAUGAAUCCUAAGGACUACAAAUUUUGUAUUUGACCUGGUUUUAGCUUGUUGUAAUGAAGUUUGACUUAUAUUUUGAUCCUAUGGAUAUUUUUAUAUGAAUAUAUAUAUAUAUAUAAGGUGAUACAAUAUCUUUGAAAAAAGAAUGAGGGCUCAGAAUAUUCUAAACAAGUUUUAUGAUAAAACAAUGUAUAUUUUGUAUAUUUGUAUAGAGUGUACAUGAUUAUGUGACCAAUAUUAGGCGAUAUGUCACCACUGGUAAAAUGAAAUUAACAAACAAACAAACCAGAAUUGGGGAGUACACUUGAAUUGUGCAGAUGUCAUAAGACAACAAAGUGCAUUAAACACAUUCCACCAC
Molecule: messenger RNA, 1946 nt
Organism: Branchiostoma floridae (Florida lancelet)
Lineage: Eukaryota; Metazoa; Chordata; Leptocardii; Amphioxiformes; Branchiostomatidae
Exons: 7
Coding region: 222-1166 (314 amino acids)
Biological process (GO): signal transduction
Molecular function (GO): protein binding
Source: RefSeq, a predicted model, not a curated record